CCCUGCACGCUUCUUGGAAGGGGUCAUUGGUCUUACAAAACUGAAGGCCUUGAAUUAAAAGGCGGCCUGUUGGUCUGUUGGAACAUUCCUCAACAAUUAACUGGGCAGCUGCUCUGCCCACCCCAGGCUCUCAGAAGCUUGCCCGCUCGCCCACGUUCUCUGGUGUCCUAGCAACCGGAAACUCAUCUGAGCUCCAGCCGGGACAGAGGCCAUUUUCUCCCUGACCACUGUGACUUGCAGGCUCCCCGGGCCCCUGAGGACCUGUCCGUACAGCUUGCAGGUCCACUGAAAGCCACCGUUUGUCCCCAUGGACUCCCAGAAGGCCAGCCCAGCCUGCCCCUAACCCUGGCAGAAUGAGCUUCUCGCUCACGUUCUCAGAGCUGGUCAACAUCGCCAUCCCACAGUGCAGGGUGGUGAACUUCAAGGCCCUGCACCUCCUACUCCAGGGUAUCCUGGAGCACAUCCACAUGGCUGACCUUGAGAAGGUCCUCUCGGCGGAUGAGGACUUCCUCCACACCUCGCCAGCCAUGUUCAUGCCCCGGGAAGGAGACUCCCAACCCAUCCUUAACCCCAUGAAGAGGCUCGGCAACGUCUUCGACCACCUGGUGAGCCAUGUGGACAAGAUGGAGAGCCAGCUGGCCGUGCUGCAGGAACUGCCCUCCACCUCCCAGCUGCUGGAGGGCAGCCAGGGCACUGGCCAGCCCGCCCAGGACUUAUGGAACCUGAUAAAGCUCCGGAUAGUGGAGGGCAACGAGGAAGCCAUGGCCAAGUCCAUGAAGACCCUGCAGGAUUUGCUCACCGACAUUUAUGCACUCAAGGUCACUGUUGAAACCCUCAGGAAGGAUGUGGCCAUGCUGAAGGACAUGUUUGACAAGAUGCAUCUGGAAAGAAUAGAUGCUUUCUCUGAAGAUUUGAAAGGGCAGAACUGGAAGAUGAGUGCACUGCAGUGGGAAGUGAUUUCUCUCCAGAACAAGAUAACCACCAUGCCCAAAACUGAGGACAUGGUGCUCUGGAGCAGCCUCCAUGAGGCCAUGUUCACCCCGGGAACUGCUCCACAACUGCUCGAUGAUUCCAAGCGGUGGCAGAUUGCGGAACAUGUUGCAGAGAUUGACCGUCCUCAGACGGCUGAGUACCACGAAGAAGUUAGCCACGGCCAGGUCGUGGAGGCCAUCCAGCGCCCCAGUUCCUGGAGACCAUCUGGCAUUACCAAGUCCAGGGAAGCUACAGGAGGAGGAGUCUGCCCAAGCAGCUCUGCUUCCCAGGGCCCAGGGGCCGGACCAGGCCCAAGUGCUCGAACCUGGGCCUGCACCUGGACCUGGGCCUGCGUUUGGACCUGGGCCUGCCCCUGGACUGGGGCCUGCUCCAGGUCCUCAGCCCACACAAUCAGGAUCCUGGCCUGUACCACCACGAGGCUGGCCUCCUCCCAGAGGACCCUACCCCCAGCCACGGAACUAGGCUCAACUUAGCCUCAUUUACUGCAGUCGUGGUCUCGCCAGGGAGACGCAUCCAAGCUCUCAGCUCUCUCAGAAAAGGAGGAGGAAUAUUCCUCUGUGGAAGUGGGAGUCACUCAGGAUGGAGCCCCAAGGGCUGAGGCCUCCACGGAAGUACUCCCUAAGGGAUCUCCGUCUGCGGUUCAGCAGAUAAAAUCCAAUGCUGCCAUUGCAGCUGCUGCCGCAGCCACCUUCGCAACUGCAGCGACAUCGGCAGCCCGGGCAGCUAAAGCGGCUGCCAGGCUGGUCAGGGACACCCCGGCCACCAAAUUGGCCACCAUAGCAACAGCCGUGGCCGCAUCUGAGCCUUUAGGGGUCCUUGCAGACAUCCUGGACACAGGGACCUCCCGUGGGGCCUUCACCGAGGACGGCGAGAUGGAAGACUUGCAAGAGGUGGACUGUGAGGACGUCCUCUCUCCUUCAUUCUCUUCUGCCCGUGUCCCUCCCAACAUGGCCCUGUCCCAGGCCAUGCUGGCUGCCAAACAGGCCAUGACCCCUGAAGACAAGAAGAAGGCCGUCAGGUGUUCCAUGAGCCACAUAGCCCAGAUGCCCAUUAGACAUGACUCCCUGAAAGAAGAGUUUGCCCAGCUGUCAUCCAACCUGCAUCAGCGUAUGACUUAUCUAGCUAAUAUGGGAGCCUCUUCCAAGCUUGGGACAACGGCGGACGUAUUGCAAGAAAAGAUUGGCAGCCUCCAGAAAUCCAGGAUGAGGGAGGAGGAACUUGAGAGAAUUUGGGGCCACCAGAUAGAGAUGAUAAAGGACCACCACCUCGUGCUGGACAGGGCAGUGGACAAGCUCCAGAUUCGCCUGGAUGAGUUUAAGGUUGUCCAUUCUCAGAUUAAAAACCUAGAAAUGUACAAGGCAGACAACAGUGUGAUGGAGCAGGAGCUGAAAGAGAAAGCCGACAGGCGCUCCCUGGCAGGCAAGGGAAGCCGGGCUGACCUGGACGCAGUGGCGAUGGAGCUGAAUGAGACGAUUCAGGGCAUGCUCUUCAGGGUUAUGGCCAAUGAGGAUGACUGGAAGAAGACCGUGGAGCAGCUGGACAAAGACCUACGCACCAAGCUGGUUCCCAGUGAUUUGGACGAUCUGAAGAAAGACAUGGAUGAGGUCUGGAAAGUAGUCAGGAAGCUGCUGAUUGAAGGCUUCUGGUUUGACCCCAACAGUGCUGCCGGCUUUAGGAAGAAACUGUUUGAGCGGGUGAAAUCUGUCUCCGGCCACCGGCCCGUCAACAUGAUGACCAGCCCGCAACUCAUCACCAUCCGCAGUGCCCGCCUGCUGUCGCGGCUGCGGCCGGCCAGCGCCAACAGCUACGAGUACCUGCAGCGGCAACAGGUGAGGGACCCUGAGUUGUUGGACUAUGAUUCCAUGAGUCAGGCUGCAGCCCCUGGCAGUGGGCAAUCCUGGGGUAAGCCAGGCCCUGCUGCCUCUGUGAACACUCCCUUACCCGGGGCCCCGGGCUGCCCAACAGGCCGAGGUGGACAUCUGGGAGUGGACGGGAUCCUGUACAAGGGCCGAAUGAACAGCAAGGACAGGGCGCGGCCCCUGACCGACACAGAGAAGGAGCUGGCAGCUGUUAAGGUUCCGCAUCCCCCAGCUCGAAGCCCAUAUGAGGGUGCACGCCCGAAUGCCUUAUUCGGUGCCAUCUACCCCUCACAGCUAGCCCAUUUUAAAGUGGGGGAGCUGAGGCGCACGACCGUGAACUGGGGAAUGCAAGAGCUGGGCCAAAGUCCAUAUCCUGGACUCCAAGUCCUGUGUCCUCUCGGCUGCCCUGCUCCACUUCUGUGUCCACCUCUGGUUUCAUUUAUCUUGGGCCGCCCCCCAAACCCAGGAAGUGUCAGGUGCCUGGACUGGGUGAGCAGAGGUGGAGCACUUCCAGUCUUGGGGCGUCUCUUCUCCUUAGUGGAGAAGAUGACCCCAUCGGGCCAGCCUCUCUCCAGAAUAUUCCUGGGACACAUCAUGGGUCUCACCUGCCCCCCAGCAGCCUGCCCCCCAAACCAGCAUGGGCUCAGCCACCUCAGGCCCCCAGCCGACAUGCCAGCUCAGCCUCUGUCUCUGCCUCCCCUGCCACUGCUGCCACAGCUGAUGCCAUCCCUGCAGGAUCCCCAGCCGGCCCCAGGGCCUGCCGGGCACCCAAGGCCUCUGCGCCUUGAGUCCCAAGCCGGCAUGCAGUCCACCAAGGAGCCCACCAAGCUGUGAGCCUGCAGUGCCAGCGUCGCCCCCUCCCCUGAGCAGGUGGAGACCCUGCCCUGAGCCUAGUCUGGGGAAGGUGCAGGGGCCCUGGACUUAGGGGAGGGUCUCCGUAAGGAGCUCAUUUUGAUCCAGUAGCUGUUUUAACUGUCAUAUAAAUACCUGUAAUACAAUCCUCCUCAUGCUACGUUUCAUGGAGAACACAGCUUUCUAGAUUGAAUUUCCCACUAAACCAAUUUAAUUCCUUGACCAAUUUUCAAUACAACACAAAGUGGUUUUAAAAACAAUCACUUUCCUUUUUAUUUUGCUGAAAUGAUUUUAUCAGAAUCAGUUCCAAUUACAGCUAACGCCACUGUCCAUUUUCUUUGGGGACCAUUAUUUCUACCAGGACCAAUUUUCUCAUGGGAACCAAAUUUUAUUGCGUGCAUGGUUUUUUAUUGUCUGUUGAUUGUUCCCACCAGUAAUUAGUUAUGAGUUGGAUAUUUAAAGAACGUGAUUGUUUGUAUUUACUUCUGGCUAAUCCAUGAGGCACUUGGAGCAAUGGCCCUGGAAUCCUCCAGGACCGCUCUGUCCUGUUUGGCAUCUUUCUGCCUCUUUGGUUCCCGCGCUCACUGCCUAUGCACUUGAUGGAGGGGGCGGGGGUGUCAAAGCGUCCUGAUUUGGGGUUCAGAGCCCGGCCUGCUCACGCCUGCCUGGCGGGUCCUGCAGCCUGGUGUGGUUUCUGCCCCUUGGACGGUUUACUGGUCCCUCCUUCUCCGUUUCGCGUUUUCUCCCUUUCCACCCCCUAGGUUGUCCAGUUGCGCCCUCUACCCUUUCUGUGCUUCUGAUACUUGUAUCACAUUCCACAAAGACUAAAAAAAAAAAAAAUUUCCCUCUGAAUAGUUUUGGGGCAUGGCUCCCCCAAACAUCCACCAGAGGCUCCUGGAGCAAGUCAGGGAGUGGGGUGGGCAAGCUGCCCGGGGGUCCGCCUGGGGGAGCCAGGGUGCUGGCAUGGAGGAGGGUUCUCUGGACGGGCGGCCAAAGGAGUCCUGGAUGCUGCGUGCCUGCCCCUUCCCACCAGUUGUCCCCCAGCCCUGCCUCCCCCUCCCCCUGCUCCUCACCUGCAACCACUCCUGACUUCUCUUUUCUUUCUCCAAGGACUGUGUCCAAAUGAGGCCGAGCUCUUCCUGACCCAGGUGACCUACACCGCCUUGGGGGAUACUGGCCAGUGCAUCCCUGGCCCCACCCCCAUAUCACAGAUGAGUGUUUUUGUCAGCUUCUCCCCAAAAUAAAAUCUUUCACUUUUCUGA
Lagenorhynchus albirostris (white-beaked dolphin) is the source of this 4966-nucleotide messenger RNA. It is a transcript of the gene C15H16orf96, whose product is annotated as chromosome 15 C16orf96 homolog. Lineage: Eukaryota; Metazoa; Chordata; Mammalia; Artiodactyla; Delphinidae. The record is from RefSeq and is a predicted model, not a curated record.